AAAAUCGAUUAUCGUGCCAUGAAAUAUCGAUAUUCAGAAUAAUCGAUACGAUAUCGAACAUUCCUAGCGCUGACGCUUUUGUUCAGGUAGGUAUGGCAGUAAGAAGAAGCAUGGCUCCUAUCGCUAUCACCUGUAGUUGAUACGCCUUGAUUGAGUAGCAAAAUUAACAAAAUGGAUACGUGCAGUUUGUGUAAGAAAAAGUAUUGCAAACUCUAUAAUCCUAAUGAAAGAGUACUAGGCACGCAAUUGUCGGGUGCAAUAAAUUUUAUAAUUGGUGAUCAUGUUGAUUUCCCUCCAAAAUACCUAAUCUGCAUCGAAUGUUCGGUGGGUCUGAUAAACACAGAAAUUGUUGUAAAACAUCUCUCGAAAUCCUUGACCGCCACUAGAAAUUUUAAGAAAAGCCGAUCAAAAAGUGCCUCAUCGCACAACGAGCAGGAUGGAAACAAUGAAGAAUGGGAAGACCAAAGUAAAGAGAAAGCGGAUGAAGAAGUUGACAGGUCACAAAACCAAGAUGCAUCCAAACCGGAUGACGCGUCGACGUUUCUUUGUACGCACUCUGAGCUGACAACAAAAAAAGCUAACUUAUACAAAUUUCUGUCACUUUUCGGAAAUCGCAAUCGGAAAUAGGAAUGUGCAAUAUUUAAGAAAGUAUCGAUAUCAUGAAUCGAUUUAAUUCUUUGCAUGUAAAAAUGCAUAUCGGGCUGAACAAUAUCGGUAUCGGAAAAGUCGAUGUUGAAAAUCCUACUCCCAAUUGAAUAGAAUAUUAGACCUGCCUAUCAACUCACCUAAUGGUGUUAUUCCAUCUUGUAUAUUUACUGAUGCUUAAAAUGAAAUGCCGGUCGACUGUUGUCGACCUGUUUAUAUAGCAUCAAACGCGGCAUCGAAUUUACGCGUGUCAGUGUAGCUCGCUUGAAAUGCGAGUGUUUAUAUGCAACACAAGAAAUGAGUCGAUCAAACACACUUUGAAACAGAGUUUAUCCCGAUGCAACCCUGUUAAUACAUGUGUCAAUUCUUGAAAUGAACAUUGAAAAAUAAUAAUUAAAGUCUCAAACAGCCUUGUAAAAAUUAUCUUAGCUAUUAAUUUUAUAACAAAGGUUAGCAUAAAUGUAAUUUCAAGAACUAUGUAAAGGGUUUACUCAUAUAUGUAAUACUCCUAUAAUGGCAGUAAGAGCUAGUACCGUCCGAAAACACUACAGUACA
This is a messenger RNA of Rhagoletis pomonella (apple maggot), 1200 nucleotides long. RefSeq lists its product as uncharacterized. The coding region runs from base 172 to 627 and encodes 151 amino acids. The record is from RefSeq and is a predicted model, not a curated record. The transcript has 2 exons. Lineage: Eukaryota; Metazoa; Arthropoda; Insecta; Diptera; Tephritidae.